Sinocyclocheilus anshuiensis is the source of this 7398-nucleotide messenger RNA. Its product is annotated as centromere-associated protein E-like. Gene Ontology annotation, molecular function: microtubule motor activity; microtubule binding; ATP binding. Gene Ontology annotation, biological process: mitotic cell cycle; microtubule-based movement. The record is from RefSeq and is a predicted model, not a curated record. Gene Ontology annotation, cellular component: microtubule. The transcript is spliced from 54 exons. Bases 37 to 7353 code for a protein of 2438 amino acids. Lineage: Eukaryota; Metazoa; Chordata; Actinopteri; Cypriniformes; Cyprinidae.
GCGCGCGCUCAGUCGGUUAGCGUUAACGGAGAGAAGAUGGCGGAGGAAUCCGCCGUUAAAGUGUGCGUUAGAGUCAGACCUCUCAUUAAAAGAGAGGAAUCUGAGAGUUCAGAGCCAGUGCAGCUCUUCUGGAGAGCCGACAAACAGGCCAUCCAUCAGCUGGAUGAUGACGGAGCUCAAACCAAGAGCUUCAGCUUCGACCGCGUGUUCAGCGCUGGAGAGACCACCACUCAGCUCUACCAGGACAUCGCAAAGCCGCUGGUCGUGUCUGCCGUUGAAGGCUACAACGGCACGAUAUUUGCCUACGGACAGACAUCUUCCGGAAAGACCUUCACCAUGAUGGGAAGUGAGCGUAACGCUGGAGUGAUUCCUCUCGCCAUGGCUGACGUCUUCAAAACCAUUAAAAAUUGUCCAAAGAAAGAGUUUCUCCUGCGUGUGAGCUACAUGGAAAUCUACAACGAAACGGUCACAGAUUUGCUCUGCGAAAGCUGGAAAAGGAAACCUCUGGAAAUUCGUGAAGGAAACUACAAAAACGUGUACGUGGCUGAUCUGACGGAGGAGCUGGUGACGUCUCCGGAGCAAGCCCUGUCCUGGAUCACCAAAGGAGAAAAAAACCGACAUUAUGGAAAAACAAAAAUGAACCAGCGUAGCAGCCGCUCCCACACCAUCUUUCGCAUGAUCUUGGAGAGCCGUGAGAGAAGUGACCCGGCGUCUGGUGAAAACGCUGAUGGAGCCAUCAUAGUGUCACACCUGAACUUGGUGGAUCUCGCUGGUGCUGAGAGGGCGAGUCAAACGGGAGCGGAGGGAGCCCGCUUUAAAGAAGGGUGCAACAUAAACCGCAGUUUGUUCACACUGGGUCAAGUCAUUAAGAAAUUAUCUGAUGAGAGUCAGAAGGGCUUCUUGAAUUACAGAGACAGUAAACUCACCCGAAUCCUUCAGAACUCUUUGGGUGGCAAUGCCAAGACUGUCAUUAUUUGCACCAUCACCCCAGCCACUGUCGACGAGACCGUCAGCACUUUACAGUUCGCUAGUGCUGCGAAGCGCAUGAAGAACGACCCUCACGUCACGGAGGUCUCUGAUGAAGGGGCUCUCUUGAGAAGAUACCGCAAUGAGAUCGUCGAUCUCAAACGACGUCUGCAGGAGGUUUCUUCAGUCACACAAACUACUGCGACCGAGCGAGAGUCUCUGUGUCAGAUUCUGCAGGAGAAAGACCAGCUCCAGAGAGAGCAGGAGGACAGGAUCAAGAACUUAACCAAGCUACUCGUUACUGCCUCAAACGUCGCCCUAGUCCCUAAGGUUCCCAAGAGGAGAGUGACGUGGGGAGGGAAACUGCUGAGAUCUGCUCAUCUCGUGAAUGAAGAUCUUGCCUCGACGGACAUGAGCUUUGCAGAGCCGUACAUCAAAAAGAGAAGAGCUGAUUGUUCUCUGCCUGAAGAGGGAGAGGAUAUGGAUGAGUUUGACAGUCGGUUUGACUUCACUGCUCUGGACGAACCCGACAUGGAGAUGAGCAGCAUCGCUGUCCGCAGCUCCUCUGAAGGGAGUCAUUUCCUAGAUUCUCCCCGAGCGAGCGAGCUGAUGUUGAAGGUGUCGUCUCUAGAGCGUCAGCUGGAGGCAGAGACUCAGAGCAAACAGAGAGCAGAGGAGAUGAGCGCUGAACUCCAGCUGGAGAUCUCUGAACUGCAGAAGAAGCUGGAAGCUCAAGCUGCACCAUCAGAGGAGGAGAAGACCGUGUCUGAGCUGGAGGCGCUGCAGAGUCGACUACAGACGGAGGUUCAGGAGAGACAGAAGGCUGAGGAGAAAAGCUCCUCACUGGAACUGAAGGUGGCAGAGCUGGAGAAACCUUCAGAAGCUCUCCUGUGCUGUGAGAUGUGUGAACAGCUGAGAAAAGAUCUGGAAGAGACCAUUCAGCUCUGUGAGACUGUCGUAUUUGAGAAAGAUGCCAUCAUUACUGAGCGAGACCUGAUCAAACACUCGCUUCAGCUGGUAAACGAAGAUCUGGAGAGUCUGAAGGCAGAGAAAGACUCACUUCAGAAAGAUAAAGACGCUCUGCAGAAGGACAUCGACGAGAGGAAAGAUGCAGAUGAGUUUGAGAAACUGGAGCAGGAGAGCAAGAGAGAGUAUGAGAGAGAGUUGGAGUCUGAAAACUCCAAACUGCAGCAGGAGUUAAAACAGUCGGAAGACAUGAUCCAAAAGCUGCAGGCUGAGCUGGCGACGAUUUCAUCGGAGCUUCAGAAGAAGACCGACCUGACCACUGAGCUGCAGAAUUUUAGUGACAAGAAUCUUGUCCAGGAAGUGACACGUCUACGGCGCUCUCUUGAUGAUGCAGAGUGUCUCAGUUUGGAGACCAAGAGAGAAUGGGCCUUCCUGCGGAGCGAGAACAUCUCACUAAAGGAGAGAGACGCAAACCUGACUACAGACCAUGAGAAGAUGGAAGCUGAGGUGAAGAUGAUUCAGGACAAGCUAGAACAAGAGAAGUCUCGCUUCAAGACGAUGCAAAUGGAUCUUCAAAAAGAACUGAUGGGCGCCUUCGAUGAGAACACCAAACUGACCGCUGUGCUGGACGGAAAAGUACCAAAAAAUCUGACCAAUAAUCUCGUGUUGGAGAAAACGGUGUGUGACUUGCGUAAGGAGCUUGAUCAGAGUCACGAGAGGGAGCGAUGUCUGCAGAGUAAGAUGGAGGAGUUAGAGACCCUUUCUGUUAAAGCAGAUGAAUUACAGAGACAGGUGUGCGGUCUGUCAGAAGAGCUGCGUUCUGUUGGAGAGGAGAGAGAUGCUUUGAUAUCCGCUCAGUCCAGUUUGAUUGAAGCUCAUCAGAGACUGAAAGAAGCUCAGGAUCAGCUUCUGAAGAUGGAGAGCGAUCUGGUUGAGGCUCAGCUGAAGGAAGCAGAACUGACCCAGCAGCUCACAGAGACAUCAGAACGUCUCCUGAACCUCCAGACGGAUCUCCAGCACGUCACGCAGGAGAACUGCACACGUCUCGCAUCAUUAGAGGAGGCCACACAGAAGUCGCUGCAGUUGAGCGCAGAGCUGGAGUCUGUCCGCGCCGAGAGAGAUGUGCUUCUGUCUGAGAAGAUGAGGGAAGUUCAGAGCGACCCGGAUGAGACGGAGAACCUGCGACGCACCAUCAGCUCAAUAACUGAAGAGCGAGAGCAACUCCAGGAGAUUCUGCAGGGCCUGAGAGACCAGAGAGACCAGCUCAAGAGGGACAUGGAGGAGAAUGUGGAGAUGAUGAUAGAGACUCAAGCAGAGCUGAGAGACGCUCAGGAGAAGGUGAAGGAACUUCAGGGAAAGCUACACCGCACGGAGUCGCAGAGAGUUCAGACGGUCGACCAACAGAAGAGCUGUGAAGAUGGACAGCUGGACAAACUACAAGAUCAGAUAAAGCAGUUAACAGAAGAGCUCAGUGCUGUUGUUGGUGAGAAGAGAUCGGAUCAUCGUGAGCAGUCAGAUGUCUCAUCUUUAACUGAAGAGAGAGGUCGGCUUCAGGAGAGACUACAGCAGCUGGAGAGGGACAAUAUUCAGAUGAAAACACAUCUGGAAGAGAAACAUGAGAUGAUCCAGACACUAAAGGAAGAGCUUGAGACUUUAUUAGAGCAGAAAACCCAGCUGAACUUGAACCUUCAAGAGACAUCUCAACAGCUCAUGCAGGUCCAGCAGGAACGCAGCGGCUCACACACAGUCACACAGCAUGAUGAACUCCUCCAGCAGUGCAUUCUCUCACAGAUACAGCAGCUUAAAGAGGAGCUGGACGCUGUGAGUCAGGAGAAGAACCAGAUAAAAUCUGACCUACAGGAGAAUGUCGAAAUGAUGAUUGAAAAUCAAGAGGAGCUGAGAGGAGCUCUUGAGAAGGUGAAAAAUCUUCAGAAUACUGUACAAGAACUGGAGUCUCAGCGAGCGCUCAUGCAGUCGAAGGACUCUGAAAACACUUCACAGAUAAAGCAGCUGAGAGAGGAGUUGGAGAAUGUGUGCUGUGAGCGAGAGCGUCUGCUGUCUGAAUGCUCCAUGAACACACUCCGUGACACCGAGAUGAUGGAGCAGAUGAAGGCCAGCAUCAGCUCUCUGACGGAGGAGCGAGACCAGCUCCGGCAGACACUGCAGAGCCUCAGAGACGAGGUGGAGCAGCUGAGGACAGAGCAGCAGACGAUGGUCCAGUUGAGGUCAGAGCUCGAGUCCGUUUGUGCCGAGAGAGACCGUGUGUGGUCUGAAAGAACCGGAGACAUGCAGGAGAUGAGCGCCGUGACCGAGGAGCGAGAUCAGCUCCUGGAGACUCUACAGCGGCUCACAGACGAGAGCGAGCAGCUCAAGAGAGACCAGACGUCCUCCCAUGAUUCCCAGCUGGUCCAGGUGCGAGAGCAGCUCCAGACGGCCUGUGCCGAGAGAGACCGUCUGCUGUCUGAGAAGAGCAAGAGCGAUCUGGAGAACACGCUUCUAGAGGAAGUGCAGAGCAGCCUGGCCUCUGUCACUGAGGAGAGAGAGCAGCUCCUAGAGAUCCUGCAGGUCAACAGAGAGGAGAAGAACCAGCUGAGGAGAGACCUGGAGGACAAGGACGAGACUUUGCUGCAGCUGCGAGAAGAGCUUCAGUCGUCCUCUGCAGAGAAAGAGCGGCUGCUUUCUGAGAGAACCGAAGAGCAGCAGGAGAAGCUAGCAGAGGUGAAGACGGCUGAAGCUAGCAUCACCGCUUUGACUCGAGAGAGAGAUCGUCUGCUGGAGAUGCUGCAGAGCCUGAGAGACGAGAGCGAGCAGCUGGAGAAGAGCGAGAUGAUGCUGCAGUCAGUUUGUGCCGAGAGAGACCGUCUGAUGACGGAGAGAGACGCUGCGUGUCACCAGUCCAGCAUGACGUCUCUGAGCGAAGGAGACCUUCAGGAGAUCCUGCAGGGUGUCCGAGAGCUGAUCCAGGUCCAAGGAGAGCUCAAACAGAAGAAACCCACAGAGAAGCAGAAAGCUCAACUUGAGCAGAUUCAAGCUCUCACUGAGGAGAUGGAGUCUCUGAGGAAUCAGAGGGUGGUGCUCAGGAAAGAGCUUCAGGAGGCAGCUGCGACUUCUAAAAUGUAUCAGGAUUUACUGCACGUUACUAAGGAGGAGCUGGAGCAACAGCAGAAAGAGAACGCAGAACUGAUGGAGCAGAGUGCUUCGAAAGAGUCUCAGCUUCAGCAGCAGCUGAGUCUAAUGAGUGAAGAUCUCUCCGCUUUACGAGACCAGCGAAACACAGGCAUCCAAAACCUCCAAUCAAACCUCCGCUCACUUACAAAAGAGAAAGAUGAACUCCAAGACACACUGAAGAGAAGCAGAGAGGAGGGAGAAACACUGAGCCUGGGUCUUCAGAAGAGUGAGGAGAUGAGGAAGCAGCUGACAGAGGAGCUGGAGUGUCUCACUGGCUUGAAGGAUCAGCUGGAGAAUGAGAAGAUCUGUGCCGAGAAGAUCCUGGAGUCGUUAAGAGACGCCACGAAAGAGAGGGAUCAGCUCAAACGAGAACUGGAGGGAAAGAUGGAGAAGCUGGCACACACUGAAUCAAAAGCAGAGCAGCUGGAAAAGCAGAAGAUCCUGCUGGAAUCUGAAGUGCAUUCCCUCAGUCAGUCUCUCUCUGAGGUGAACUGCAGCGUGUCUUCAGAUCAGUCUAAACACCCAUCUGCACAUCUGAUUCCUGGGAUUGAGGCGUCUGCUGAGAAACUGCAGGCGGCCUUUGCCACGCUCCAGCUGAUCAUUGACCGUCCCACUAAUGCUUUAGCGGCUAUUAACCGUGAAGAAUGGGCCGUGAUCUAUCAGCUGCUGCAGAUUAUUCCAAAGAAUCGGAGAACCGUCGUCGUUACACACACCAAGAAAACAACCAGACUGAACCAUGUGCUGAUCAAGAUUGCGGAGGCUUACAGGAGACUGGCGCAGCGCUAUAAGACUCGCUUUGAGACGCAGCUGCAGCGUGAUGUGGCCUCGUUUGAGGAGUCUCGCCUGCAGGACCUGCUCGCGCUCACGGCUCAGUCUCCGUCACAGUCUUUCCGAGCGCUCCAGGAUGACUUCCAGCAGGUCUGGGGUCAGAGACUGACACGUCUGCUGGAAAGAUGGCAGCAGUACCUGCAGACACUGGAGGCUGGUGUAAGGGUUCUGGAGGAGGGUUUAUCCAAACACGCAGUGAUGGUGUCAGAGGAGCAUCCGCACCGGAUCCGUGAUCUGGAGGAGCUGAGAUCUCUGCUCGGAUCUCCUCAGGCCUCUGCCGUCUUACAGCUGCUCCAGCGACAAAUCUCUCGCCGCUCCAAAGCCACCGAGCAUCUCAACACAUUUUAUUUCGCUCUGUUGAAUCGAUGCGAAUCUGUGCGCUCUCCACUCAUAUCUGCCUCUGCCGAGUCCAAGCAGCAGCUCGAGGAUCAGAGGAGACAGACUUUAACUCUGCUUCAAGCCCAACACGGCACUUUACCCAAAACUGAGGCUGAACUUCUGCAGGACAAUCAGCGAGUGUUACUGCAGCUGCAGCAGACGCAGAAACAGAUGGAGGAGAUUCAGGAGCAGAUGAAGGAGCUGAAGGUCCAAGCUGACGCCUCAAAUCUUCAGCUCCAGGAGCUCAGCAGCCAACUGAAGGAGAAGGAAGCCCUGAUCCAGAGCUUGCGAGACAAACUUACAGAGUCAGAGGUUCUGGCUCGGAGGAGCAUGACACCAGAAGCUGCUGAUCUCGCCGCCCUCAAAGACAAACUUGUCAAAAUGGAGCUGGAUCACAUCGUGGUCACCACAAGUCAAGAGAAGGAAGUUGCACAGAUGACCUCCGUGUUGGAGCACAGAGCCGAUGUCAUCCGCAAGCUGAAAGAGACCCUGAGGAAAAUGCAACAGGACGAUGAACAGUCAUUCAUAGACGGCGAUGAGUUUGACCUUAAAUUGUGCUCGAGCACCAAAGAGAAGAAGAUGGAGGAGCUGCAGAAGAAGAACGCUCGGUUUGAGAGUCUGGUGAGCAAGCAGCAGGAGGAAAUCAACAAAUGGAAGCGGAGAGCGUACAAGAUGAAGGAGAGCCAGCGAGAUGCUCCAUGCACGCCAACCAAACGCCUUCCUCCUCUGACAGAGACCGAACUCAACUCGCCCAAGAAGACCUUCCUGGACUCGCCCAAGAGCAAGUUCUUUGACGUGCGCUCCAGCGUUCCUGUCCCCCUCAAGCAUCCCCCACAGUUCUUCGAUAACUCCAGCCUCGAGGCGGUGCCAGAGGAUGCCUGUGCGCCAGCCGAGUCCUUCCUGGAUUCUUCAGACAGCGAUGAAGAGGAUUCCAGCUCCAGCGCGGCAUCAGAUGCAGCUCCAAUUAAAGACUGGUGGCAGAUUCCUAACUCUUCUCCAGCAAAGCCUGAUGCUAGCGGCAAUGCUAACGCAUGCCCAACGCAGUAAUCGCUGUUGUCUUUUUCUUGUAUGUUUUUGUUGACACUUUCUGUU